Messenger RNA from Diabrotica balteata, 739 nucleotides. NCBI's taxonomy places the organism in Eukaryota, Metazoa, Arthropoda, Insecta, Coleoptera, Chrysomelidae. The record is from the annotation of a GenBank genome assembly.
GCAGUAUAACUGUCGAUUCCGAAUUUGCUGCCGGUGUAGUCAGGCGUCGCCGGCUUGUUUUUGAAAAAACCAGGGAAAAAUGUGUUAUAUCUUUAAAGGGGUGAUCAUAGUGAAUAUUUAUAUAGAAAAUUUAUAGUGUGGCUACAAUAUCUUCGGAGCAUAAUGAAAAAUGGAUAUGUACUUUGGAACGACUCUAGUCAUACUCUUAUUGAUAAAAAAUGGUAUUUCAACACCAGUGGUGGAGUACGAUAAAAUGUCUAAAUAUGAAGAAUAUAUUGUCGAACAUGAGAUUUCCAGCGGACAAGCUAGAAACAGUGUUUUAAGUAUAGACUUAAAAUCAAUCGUUAUUCCACCUGGCUGUCAGAAAUGUAACGAAGAAGAAAAGCGUUACUGUUUGGGAGCAGGUCUCAUACGUGAUCAUUGUUGUUGUGAUAAAAGGCACCAUGAAUUUUUUCCUUACAUACCACAUACUUGUUACUUGGGCCGUGAAUUAUGCUCUACGGUAGCAAGUGACUGUACAGAAUAUCACAGACUACGUACCUGUUGUUGUCAGCUCGUUGCGGCAGUGAAAUGGAAAACAAAAUCUGGAGCUGUAGAUGUUACCGGACCAAGGAUGAAAAUAGCUGCUUAUUUUUUAUUUGUUAUUUUAAAGAUGUAUUUUAUAUAAAAAUUAAACCAAAGACAUUCUCUAUAUAAGUGUAUAUAAGUUAAUAAAUAAAUUAUUAUUAUGUAAGUUUCA